Messenger RNA from Brassica oleracea var. oleracea, 2494 nucleotides. Its product is annotated as probable inactive purple acid phosphatase 2. Lineage: Eukaryota; Viridiplantae; Streptophyta; Magnoliopsida; Brassicales; Brassicaceae. The transcript has 2 exons. The record is from RefSeq and is a predicted model, not a curated record. Gene Ontology annotation, molecular function: metal ion binding; acid phosphatase activity. Bases 289 to 2259 code for a protein of 656 amino acids.
ACCAAAUCAUACACUGAGAGGCAAUGUUUCUUCCAACUUAAUUAAAGAACAUGAGAAGUAACAUCAGAAACAUGUCAAACGGAGAGCCCUACGUCACAUUCAUAAGCUUAGAGAGGUUCAAGAGUCCAUCUCCAAAGGAGGGUGAUACGUCAUAAAUUAAAAAAAUAGCUUAGAGAGGUUCAAGAGUCCAUCUCUAAAACGCCGUCGUAUUAAACCACUGUGUUAUAUCUCCCUUCUCCGGCAGCAAUCAUUUCACUCACUCCCUCCUCCGUCGUCGCAUCUAUCGCAAUGGUCGUCAAUUUAUCUUUUCUCCUCCUCCUCCUCUUCGUCUCUACCUUCGUAUCCUCAGCUAACGCCAAAGCAACCGUUUCCAUUUCCCCCAAAACUCUAAACCGAUCCGGCGAUUCCGUCGCCAUCAAAUGGUCCGGCGUCGAGUCCCCCUCCGAUCUCGACUGGCUAGGCAUCUACUCCCCUCCGAACUCUCCUCACGACCACUUCAUCGGCUACAAACUCCUCAACGCCUCCUCCACGUGGCGAUCCGGCUCCGGCUCCGGCUCGAUCUCCCUCCCUCUCACCAACCUCCGAUCGAACUACUCGUUCCGGAUCUUCCGAUGGACGCAGUCCGAGAUCGAUCCGAAGCACUUGGAUCACGAUCAGAAUCCUUUACCGGGAACCAAACACCUCUUGGCGGAAUCGGAGGAGCUGAGUUUCGGAUCCGGCGUCGGGAAGCCGGAGCAGAUCCAUUUGGCGUUCGAGGAUAAGGUUAACGGGAUGAGAGUUACGUUCGUAACUGGGGACGGUGAAGAGAGGUUUGUGAGGUACGGAGAAGGGAAGGAGAGGUUGGGAAACUCCGCGCCGGCGCGGGGGGUUAGGUACGAGAGGGAGCACAUGUGUAAUGCUCCGGCUAAUACCACUAUUGGAUGGAGAGAUCCAGGUUGGAUUUUUUAUGCCGUUAUGAAGAAUUUGAACGGUGGCGUUAGGUAUUACUAUCAGGUUGGGAGUGAUUCAAAGGGAUGGAGUGAGAUCCACAGCUUUAUCGCUCGUGAUGUCUACGCAGAGGAAACCAUAGCUUUCUUGUUUGGAGACAUGGGUUGCGCUACACCUUACACAACCUUUAUCCGCACGCAGGACGAGAGUAUCUCCACACUGAAGUGGAUCCUACGCGACAUCGAAGCUCUUGGUGACAAACCAGCUCUCGUUUCGCACAUUGGAGAUAUAAGCUACGCUCGUGGCUACUCGUGGGUGUGGGAUGAGUUCUUCGCUCAGAUCGAGCCUGUUGCGUCGAGAGUCCCUUACCACGUCUGCAUUGGUAACCACGAGUAUGAUUUUCCUGCUCAGCCUUGGAAGCCUGAUUGGGCAGCUUGGACUUACGGAAACGAUGGUGGUGGUGAGUGUGGUGUGCCGUAUAGUAUGAGGUUCAACAUGCCUGGAAACUCAUCAGAGCCCACGGAAACGAAAGCUCCUCCGACGAGGAAUCUUUAUUACUCUUACGAUGUGGGAUCUGUUCAUUUCGUUUACAUCUCCACUGAGACGAAUUUUCUUAGAGGAGGGAGACAGUACGAGUUCGUAAAGCGAGAUCUAGAGUCUGUGGACAGGGAGAACACGCCGUUCGUUGUUGUGCAAGGGCACAGGCCGAUGUACACCACGAGCAACGAGGUUAGAGAUGCGAUGAUUAGGCAAAAGAUGGUUGAGCAUUUGGAACCGUUGCUUGUGGAGAACGACGUGACGCUUGCUCUGUGGGGACAUGUUCAUAGAUACGAAAGGUUUUGUCCGAUGAGGAACAACACUUGUGGGAAGCUGUGGAGAGGAAGCCCGGUUCAUCUUGUGAUCGGUAUGGCGGGUCAAGAUUGGCAACCGAUUUGGCAGCCGAGACCGAACCAUCCAGGUCUUCCUAUUUUCCCUCAGCCUGAGCAAUCGAUGUACAGGACGGGUGAGUUUGGUUACACUCGUUUAGUUGCGAACAAAGAGAAGCUCACUGUUUCGUUUGUGGGGAACCACGAUGGAGAAGUUCACGAUACGGUUGAGAUGUUGGUAUCUGGGGAAGUAAUCAGUGGGAGCAAAGAGGAUACUGUUAACACCGUUGCUGCAUCUGCAACACUUGUGGGAAAAGCUGAGUCUAAUGUCUCAUGGUAUGUCAAAGGAGCAGGCUUGAUGGUAAUGGGUGUGCUUUUAGGGUUCAUUAUCGGGUUUUUUACUAAGGGAAAGAAAGGAUCUUCAUCUGGCACCCGUUGGAUCCCAGUGAAGAACGAGGAGACUUAGUACUGGAGAAGUGAAUCUACUUAGGGGCACAAUGUUUGUAUAGUAAUCAUUUUCCCACGGUAAGAGAACACAAGUUUUUGUACACUAUAGUAAAAUUGAUUCUUGAGUUUCUGAAAAUCACUCUAUGAUGUCACAGUCUGAAGGGCUUUUUGGUGUAGUAAAUACAUUACUGUGCGAGUAUAUAUGUAUGUAUUUUGGUUAAAUUUUCUCUGUUUUUUUUGUGGUAUUUUGAGAA